Messenger RNA from Opisthorchis viverrini, 252 nucleotides. RefSeq lists its product as hypothetical. The record is from RefSeq and is a predicted model, not a curated record. The transcript is spliced from 4 exons. NCBI's taxonomy places the organism in Eukaryota, Metazoa, Platyhelminthes, Trematoda, Opisthorchiida, Opisthorchiidae. Bases 1 to 252 code for a protein of 83 amino acids.
AUGUGGGCGUGCAAGAGACAGACUGGUUGGUUGAGAGCAGAUCGACCAUGGAAUGCGGUCACAACUGUGGGUGUCCUGGCAGUAUCCCAGCCCAAGUACAACUAUGAAUCACACAUUGGUGGUGCCAUUAGCCAGGUCGUCUUACUUGCUGCAUACAUCAAUUCGGCCACUCACCUUGCUACAGAGGCCGUCCUUUCCGACACUCCUGUGUUGACAAGCUGUCCUGUAAUAACGAAACUUCAACUUGUUUGA